Brassicogethes aeneus is the source of this 1107-nucleotide messenger RNA. The record is from the annotation of a GenBank genome assembly. NCBI's taxonomy places the organism in Eukaryota, Metazoa, Arthropoda, Insecta, Coleoptera, Nitidulidae.
UGGUUGAGAACAUUGUUAAUCUUUCAAUUUAAGGUUAUGUUGUUUAAUUUUUAUUUGAACAGGGCAAUCAAUUUUUUAUUUUGUAUUUUAAGUUAGUAGUAUCCAGAGAUAAAGUAGUAUCCUUACUGAAUAAACCUAAAAUGAAUAAUAUUGUACUAAAAAGGGAAAGUAAUACAGACUUUAGUUCCACUGAUGAAACUAGUCUUUUGGUUGUUAUUUUUGAUAGUAAUCCUGGCCAACAAUUUUUACGAGAUAAUACACAUGUUUUAACCCACUGUUUAGAUUCAAUAAUUGCUUUUUCGAAUGCUCAUUUAAUGCAAAAAGCACAAAACAAAUUAGCUGUAAUGGCUUGUCAUUCAAAAACAAGUCAAUUUAUUUUUCCUGGCCCAGGGAAACCCAUUGAUAUAAGACAAACUGAUGGUCAGUAUGAAAUAUUUACGAUGGUGGAAAAAACAAUAAAGCAUAAUUUGUCAAAAUUAUUAGGUUCUGAUAUAUCAAAUAUUUUAACAGAAAGUCUAUUAGCGGGAACUAUUGCAAUGGCUUUAUGUUAUAUAGCUAGAAUGCAAAGAAUAAAAUCACCAGGGAUAAAAAUUAAUAGCAGAAUUCUUCUAGUAACAGGUAGCAGUGAUUCAGCUUCCCAAUAUAUGAAUUAUAUGAAUGUAUUUUUUACCGCUCAAAAGCAUAAUGUUGUUAUUGACGUAUGUGCUUUAGAUCAACAUUUAAGUCUACUUCAGCAAGGAUGUGAUAUAACUGGAGGCCUGUAUUUAAAAUUGCCGCAGCUACAAGGACUUCUUCAGUAUUUAUUGUGGGUAUUUUUACCUGAACCUCCAAUAAGAGAAAAGCUAGUAUUACCUCCACCUGUAAAAGUUGACUACCGGGCAGCUUGUUUUUGCCAUAGAGAGCUAAUCGAUAUUGGAUUUGUUUGUUCUGUUUGUUUAUCAAUUUUCUGCAAAUUUAGUCCCAUCUGUACAACAUGCCACACUGUUUUCAAGAUGCCAGGACCACUUGCUGUAAAACAGAAGAAAAAAAAGUUAAAACUGUAAAAUAUAAAACAAUGGUCAUGGAAACUUACACCUUAUUUUUAUUUUAUUUAUUAUUGUUAUAAGG